Trematosphaeria pertusa is the source of this 1530-nucleotide messenger RNA. Its product is annotated as glycosyltransferase family 15 protein. Gene Ontology annotation, cellular component: membrane; Golgi apparatus. Gene Ontology annotation, biological process: cell wall mannoprotein biosynthetic process; protein N-linked glycosylation. The record is from RefSeq and is a predicted model, not a curated record. Bases 1 to 1530 code for a protein of 509 amino acids. Gene Ontology annotation, molecular function: alpha-1,2-mannosyltransferase activity. The transcript has 5 exons. Lineage: Eukaryota; Fungi; Ascomycota; Dothideomycetes; Pleosporales; Trematosphaeriaceae.
AUGGGGCUCUUACAGAACAUCACAAGGAGGUUACCCUCUACAAAAGGCAGCCUCGAGAAGUUCGACGACCUGUCGCGCCGCGCCGAAAAAGUCUCUCCUCGAUUAGCCUUCUUCCGCCGCCGGAUACGACUAAAGGGCAAUUCCUCCGUCUCGAUACCGCUGGGCAUUGUGCUCCUGUUUCCAUGUCUCGUUAUAAUCUUAAUAUUAAUUCUCUUCGUGAGAUCGCCGGACUCGCAAGGCAUCAUGAUGAUGCCUGCAGGCACUCCUCCCUCGAUACGGAAGAUAAGCGACAAGCAUGAUAAGCCAUUCGCGGUAGGCUGCCUCGAGCCCAAGGUCGACGGACCCCGAGCGAAAGCCGCUUUCGUGGUGCUGGCGAGGAACAAGGAGCUAGACGGCGUUAUACAAUCAAUCAAGUCGAUCGAGAGACAUUUCAAUCGAUGGUUCAAUUAUCCAUACGUCUUUCUGAACGACGGCGACUUCAACGAGACAUUCAGAGAAACGGUGGAGAACCACACGAGUGCGCUAGUGGAAUGGGGGAAGAUUACCCCGGAGAUGUGGGGUUUCCCAGGUUGGGCUGAUCCUGCUGUCGCAAAAGAAGGAAUUCAGAAGCAAGGAGAUGCGGCCAUCAUGUACGGAGGCAUGGAAAGCUACCAUCACAUGUGUCGCUUCUACUCCGGGUUCUUCUACAAGCAUGAACUACUCCAGAAGUACGAGUGGUACUGGCGCCUCGAGCCGGAGAUUAAGUACUUUUGCGAUAUCACCUAUGACCCGUUCAUCCACAUGAUUCGGAACAACAAGACCUACGGCUUCACGAUUGCGGUAAAGGAACUCAGGGAAACAGUGCCCAACAUUUUUCGAUAUGCUUCAGCAUACAAGAGGAUGAACAACCUCACCUCCCAGGGCUUAUGGGAGAUGUUCACCGAGAAGCCGGAGGAGAAAGAGAAGGAUCUGCCGAAAGACGACGCCAAAUACAAGAAGCCACUGCCCGAAGAGAUUCUCAACUCUGAACCCGGUGGAGCACUUCCGGACAUCGACCCCGAAGCAAUGGAGGGCGAGACGUACAACAUGUGCCACUUUUGGAGCAACUUCGAAAUCGCCAGGCUCGACUGGUUCCGAAGCAAGGAAUACAAUGACUUCUUCGAGAUGAUGGACCGGAGUGGAGGCUUCUGGAUGGAGCGGUGGGGAGACGCGCCAAUCCACUCGCUUGCUGCUGGAGCUCUUCUGGGACCGAAAGACAUCCACUACUUCCGCGACUUUGGCUAUCGGCAUACAACGAUACAGCAUUGUCCAGCCAAUGCGCCGGCGCGCCAGCUGCCCAGGAUACCGUUCUUGGAGAAGACGACGAAAGACGAAAAGAAGCGCAUCGAGGAAGACGAAUACUGGGCGACGCCGGACCCGCCCAAGGAGAACGGUGUCGGCUGCCGGUGUAAGUGCGACACCGACAUUGUCGACGUAGAAGGCAAGCAAGGCUCCUGCCUUGCCGAAUGGGUCGAGGUUGCAGGCGGCUGGGCAUCGCCGGCCUCUGCUUAG